This is a messenger RNA of Eublepharis macularius, 4785 nucleotides long. RefSeq names its product sterol-C5-desaturase (gene SC5D). Lineage: Eukaryota; Metazoa; Chordata; Lepidosauria; Squamata; Eublepharidae. Gene Ontology annotation, molecular function: iron ion binding; oxidoreductase activity. The coding region runs from base 160 to 1056 and encodes 298 amino acids. The record is from RefSeq and is a predicted model, not a curated record. The transcript is spliced from 5 exons.
AGGUGGAGCUUGGGGAGGGGAGGGAGCUUAGCAGGGAUGUGAUGGCAUAGAGCCCACCCUCCAGAUCAAUCGCUUCCGCCGGAGGAAGUGAUCUUUGCAGUGUUCUGGAGCUCAGUUGUGAUUCCGGGAGAUCUCCAGGCCCUACCGGGAGAUGCAACAAUGGAUCUUGUUCUGAACUAUGCAGACAGCUGUGUUUUGACGCCAUAUGUUUAUCCAUCAACAUGGCCAGAAGAGAAUCCUUUCCGGCAACUGAUCAGCCUCUUCAUCAUAACAAACCUUGGUGGACUUGCCAUUUAUUUUCUGUUUGGCACUCUCAGCUACUACUUCAUAUUUGAUCACUCUCUGAAGAAACACCCUCAGUUUUUAGAGAAUCAGGUGACACGCGAGAUAAAAUACAGUGUCAAGUCACUGCCAUGGAUCAGUGUCCCCACUGUCGCUAUCUUCUUUGCUGAAGUGAGAGGAUACAGCAGACUGUAUGAUAACAUUGAGGACUCUCCUUACGGUUGGUUUGGUGUUAUCUUCAGCAUGCUGUCUUUUCUCUUCUUCACCGAUAUGUGUAUUUACUGGAUUCACCGAUUUCUGCAUCAUAAACUUGUAUAUAAGCGUUUGCACAAGCCUCACCAUUUGUGGAAGGUCCCGACUCCGUUUGCAAGCCACGCUUUCCACCCCGUGGACGGCUUCCUUCAGAGCAUCCCUUACCACAUCUACCCGUUCCUUUUCCCUCUGCACAAGGUGACCUAUUUAGGCCUCUACAUCUUCGUCAACGUUUGGACCAUCUCCAUUCACGAUGGAGACUAUCGUGUUCCGGAUGUGUUAAAGCAGAUCAUCAACGGGGCUGCCCAUCACACCGAUCACCACUUAUACUUUGAUUACAACUACGGCCAGUAUUUCACCCUCUGGGAUAAAAUUGGAGGCUCGUUCAAAAACCCGACCUCUUUCGAAGGAAUGGGGCCGCAUGAUUAUUUGAAAAGGCUGAAAGAAAGCGAAUUGAGCAGUAUGAGAAAUGGUUGCGGAGAUGAGAAAAUCCCAAGUAGAGACAGUCUUAAAAAUAAAUAAGUCCUCUCCUACCCAGGGGUAGAAAGUCUUACAGGCCUUUGUUUUUAAAGAACUGCAUCAAAAUAUAACUCGCCCCUCAUGUAACAUCUGGAGGAUUCUGGCACUGUAGCAGUUGCCAAGGGAUGUAAUUUUGUAAUUGAGACACAGAAUCUUGUGCAGUGGACUGUGUAUGGUAAAGCAGAAGUGACAGAGAUGCCUUCAAUAUUUAUAUAAAGAUUAUCCGUGCUAGUGACAGCACGUUCCAUAUGGGAAUGCCCACUUUUUCCCAUGAGCCAAAAUGUGGCCGGUGAGUUCUGCCAUUGUCACUGGGGAGAGAUUAGAAGCCCUGUGUUGGCUUCCCGAGCUUCUUUGUAUGAUAUCCAAGUUGCGGUUCAGCUCUGGAGCCCCUGCUUAGAAGUAGCUUGGUUGCAAGAACGAGCAUUUGAUUUGAGGACUCCACCAGUCAGUGCCGUGCAGUUAACACACAACUGCCUCUGCAUUUACUAGAAUAAAAAGGGAUACUUGGAUGAGUGGGGAGGGGACAAAAAGAUAAUGAUUAUGGCUUUUUGCACGCAAGAUAGAUUCCCAACAUGAAGACUCUAGCAGGUAGCUUUUCCAAAAGCACCAGUCUGUUGAGGCAAAGGAAAAUACAAGGAACAGUUUUAUGGGAAACAAACAAAAAGUGUCUGAAGUGCUUUGUAGGUUAUUAUCAAGGAAAGCUGUUUUUUUUUUUAAAAAAAAUACAGCUAUCCUUUUUUUGUAUAUGUCAGGUGCCUAGAGGGUAAUUGUAUGACGUGUGUUUGAGUAGCAACACAUCCGCAGGCCUGACUUCUGCUGUUGUCCGUGUUAUAGAAUAACCCUUGCGGAGAGUUUUAAUAUUCCUCAGCCAAAAGCAUUGCGGUGGAAAAUACUGAAACACAAUAUAGGAACUCAAGUCUUUUUUAUGCCUUUAGAAGUGCCGCUGCCUGUGUUUUGUAGGGAAUUGCACUGGAGGGCUUGAUAGCUUUACCUUCCCAUUGGAUACAUGUGUCUGUUCUGCAAAGAAGGCUUCUUUUGCUUCAGAUAAAGAAUGGUUAGAGGUUUUCUGAAACACUUCUUUCUGUUUUGUGAGGAGGGGGUAUUUAAAGAAGAAGAAAACGUUUUGCCAAUUGAAAUUUUAAAGGAAUUAAAGGCUAUAAUCUUAAUUGUUUUGACCAGUUGGCUACUGUUGAGCUUUUAGUAUGUCGCAUCUUUUGUAGGCAGUCUACACGCGAGUUCAUUUCAGUGGGACAUGUUUAGAAGUACUUAGUGGUAAAUUGUGGCCAGCAGGAAUUCUAAGUGCUUUUCUUGGCUCUCUUUUUAAAAAAUCCUUGCUGUUGCUUUUUCAUCCCUUAGCACAUGACAUUUUGAAAUUGAAGUUCGUAAAAGAAUGAAAUACAACAUGUACACUUUUGAGUAUAUUAUGCUUUUAUUGCCAUACUAGCAACAGAAUCCAUUUUUUUAAAAAAAAUGGGCCCUAGAAAACAGCACGGCCCCUGGACCAGUUUGCCUGGCCUUCCCACCACUGCACCGGCCGCCAGAGGGACGGGCUGGUUUGCCUGGCCUUCCUGCCGCUGCACCAGCCUCCAGAGGGGCAGGCUGGCUCACCUGGUCUUCCCGCUGUGCACCGGCCGCUGGAGGGACGGGCCAGCUUGCAUUGCAGCGGGCCAGGCAGCCCUACGCCAUAGCGGGCUGUCAGCUGAGCUGCCCUGUGCCGCAGCAGGCUGCCCGGCUGGGCUGCAGCAGGCCACUGGGCAGGGAGAAAAUGGGUUCGCCCUGCUUUCUGCCUGCCCAACUGAGCAGUGGGCAGGCUCCACCACCACCCCUCGUUGCCUGUGUUGCUGGGCUGCUCCCCUGAGGGCCAUGGAGCCAGCGGGUAGGUGCAGCGUGGCCCCGCAGCUGGCAGAGGCAGCGGGAAGGCCGCAGGGGAAGCUCCUCUGCGCUGCACCUUCCUGUUGGCUCUGCAGGCCCUCAGAGGCCUGCCACCAACAACUUUGUACCCUGGCACAGGCAUACUGGCAGACCCCUCAGUGCACCUGCUCCAGGAUGAAAAGUUGAGUCGUCGGCCACACGGUUAGCCUUUUAUAUAUUCGAGAUUGAGGUCUACUCCAUAACAUUCCAGAGAUCGUGCAAAAACAAAGUUACCUUUUAUAAUUAUUCCCCGAAAGAUGUUUAUUUGUUUAAUGAGGACAUGAAAACUGCCUUUCUUUAAAAAUGUUUUCAGAGGAAUAAAGUGUGAGUGCUGUUAACCUUAUGUAGAUUUCUAAAAAAUCUUCUGCCAUUUCCAAGAAGGAAGAGUGUUUCUUUUUGUGAAGCUGUGAGUGUUUUGAACUACGCUCGUUAAUAAGGUGGUUUUACUGUUGUAGUUACUGACAUUGAAGUGAUUGCUUUGGAUUCUGAACUCAAUAAAGAGAGAAAAAUAUCAGUUCUGGCUUUAAGGCCAAACGCUUCUGAUAUAAGAGGGCUGGAGAGGGGAAACAGCUGUUUCCCACCUCAGUUACGAAUCUUCUGGCAUUGCCUUUGCCAGUUCUUAUUAAUGGUUGCAGUAAGUUUCCUUAAGUCCUUCCUUGGUCUGUCUUUCCCAAAAGAUGAGAUAAUUACAACAAGAGGAUUCUUCCUCCUUUACUUUCUGUGGGAUGCAUCCCCUGUAUCCUGUGAAGUAGGUAGGGGUUGUAAGACUGGAUUAUAUAUAGUCACAUUUGUAGUUUGUACCAGAUUCUUGAAUGGCAUAUCCAGACUUGGGAUAGAUUUCAACUUGUGUUAAACAGCAACAAAAGCUGCUAGCCCUCAUUGUGCACAGAAACUGUGAAAUAUAUGGGUGGCUUCUGCUAAAGUCUCAGUAAAGGGAAGGGUCUGGGGAGGAGAGGCUUCUAACGGUAUUGUAGGAGAAAGAAGGCUUUCUUUCACAGUACAUGCCGCUUUCUCCAACCCCGGAGCCCGCUAGCACUUUUAUACUUAUUUUAUUCCCCUUUCCCUCCACCGUCCACAUCUGUGGUGGUGGAGAGGGGGCUUGAAGAAAGUUUAAUGUUAUUUUUUAACGUAGGCCUCCUUCACAUAAUUGCUGCUUAUAGAAUCAUGAAUAAUUCUACCCCGUUGAGGGAAUUGCGCCCAUGGUUCUCCAUAGAACCGGCAUGUGCAUGUCUUCAGUUGAAGAUGCAAAAAAAUUAUGUACAAAGACACGUGUGCACACAGUUGCAGUGUGUGACACAGGGGGGGUAGGGAUUCUUGAAAGUGGGUGCUGGAAAAAUGGCUUCUGCCGCUCUCAGUCUUCAACAGCAAGGUCUGUCGUUGCCAACAGCAGCCGUGGAGACCGUCAGUUGGAUCUGAUUUGAAACAAGCAGAAUGUAAUUAGGAGGAAGGAAUCUAUAAAGCAUUUUGCUUGUUUUUAUUAAUAUGUAUGAGUAAUGUACAGUUGGUUGUCUGCUUCUCCCUUGUGUGGUGGUUGUGUGAGAACAAGCGAUGUUGGCUGCAAGGAUCCAACCCCCUGACACCCUUCUGGUUCUUCUUGGGCCUGCUUCAUCGAUCCGACUGUGCUGUUUGCCUCCUGAACAUCAAAGCCACCGAACAAAAGUGAGAGAGAAGGAAAUUCACGGUAUACAAAUUUUUAAAAGCCAGAUGGGCGUCGAAUGGACUUGUAUGAAGCUGUUGACCCUGUUGAUCAUUCACUUAUGACUAAUGUUUUGUUUUCUUUUCUUGUGACAAGUAAUAAAAAUAUGAACUUUCAGAUGAAAA